AUGGAUACGGUAAAUCCCUCAGACGCUGAGAAUGCGCCAAACAAACGUCUUCGACUUGACCAAAUGGACAGCAUAAUCCAAUUGAUUGAUAAGAAGGAAACUAGCUUUAAUGAUAUCUGGUUUGCGAUAUUCGCCGAGCUGCUGCAGUUGAGUAAUUCCAUUAUAGAUACGUCCAACUAUCAGCAGACAUUGCAAACUACGCUGGAUGUACUGCUGAUCUAUGGCAAUGGCAAGAACUUGAGAAAUGUGCGUUUGUGCCUCAUGAGUAUACUUGACAAGGAACAGGAGCUGCUGCAAAAGCAAGCUAUACCAAUUGAUUUUUUAUAUGGCCACUGGUCACAAAUUGCCACACAUUUGAUAUCAGAUACACGUCCAAAUGCUGAUGUUGUGCUGGAAAAACAAAUCAUAUUGCAAUCGCUGAUCAGACACAACAAAUUAACACCUAACAAUUGUGCCACAUUAUUGCAGAGCAUUCAAACCAAUGAAAUGUUGAGGCGUAAUGAAUGUAUUACAACAAUACGUGAUAUAUUCAUAUACGCCGAACGUUGUGGCUUGAAUAAAGCCUCGGCUGAACUGGAGCCCAUUAUAAACUGGGCUUAUGGCAGUGAGAGGAGCAGUGCCACUCAAAUUAUAUAUAAUAUCGCUGCCAUUGAUGUCAAACUGAUGGCAGAUACUUUUGCCAUUGGCAUUAUUAAUUUCCUUGAUGAACAGCAAUUGCAGCAGCUGUUUAACAACUCGUCAGAAUGUCAAAAGACCUGUCAGUCUAAUCUUCAACUGCUCAACUACAAGUACAACAAACAAUUGGUCUGUUUGGCUGCGGAAUUUCAAGGGAAACUGCUGCGAAUUAAUCGUAUCAAUGCUGAAACGGAGCUGGAGACCAAAAACUGUUUAUUUCAAAAUAACUAUGAGCUUCUAAUGCGUCUGCUGAAUCUGCCGACCAGCAAUGAGCAUACGACAACAGCCAUAAUCCGUAAUCUCAAGUGUCUAUACAAGUUUAUCUGCACUAUGGAGCGAUUACUGUACUACAAAGUCUUCAAUGCCGAGAAUCUGGUGCAGUGUCCACUUAUAAAGCGCAUUGGUUUAUUUCUCAGUCACAUUGAAUUUCAGUAUAAAGCAAAUCAGCCGGAGAGCAUGAAUGAUAAUGAUUUACGUGAUAUUCUGGAGCAACAGAUUGCCGUGAUCGAUGUGUUCAAUUCAAAUGAGAUACUGCUACAAUAUUUGGAAAAACAGCCCAUCGAAAUGCUGCUGGAAUUUAUUGGCGCGCUGCUAAAGCACAAUUGUAGCGCUCGAACUGAUCCUAUAGAAAGUGCAGAUCGUGCUGUUAUGAUUAAAUACUCGCUGCAUAUACUCGGCAGACUGUGUGCCAAUAGUUCCUAUAGCACCGAUGCCUUUCGUCAUAUAUCCUCGAAUGUGAAGCAAGCUCGUCAUCAAUCCGCUGAAGUUCUAAUGGUCACAAAGAUGCUGUGCAGCUGCAAAAGCUUAACAUCUGAGUCUAUAGAAUGGCUGGUGGAUAAACUGAAGAGUCUUUUUCAGCAUUUUUAUACCAAUGUGGAUGUCAUUAGUGAAUUGGUUGAGCAUCUUCCUACUAUUUUUUAUUUUGUUUACCAUAUGGAAGAUCUGCUGGAUGAUAUGAUGAUGGCCAUGAUCUCGCUGCUAAAACUAGCCCUAAAAAAGUCGUAUCCAACGCAACUGGCGAUCAAGAUUGUCAACUGUGUGGCUGACAUAGCGCAACGUUGUCCCAAUAUUUUUGAAUUGGAAAACUUUGCCAUCAUUUGCAUGUCGGUUGCCAAAUUUCUGAGCAUGCCAACAUUGGAGGUGCGUUUGGCAACAAUCUCUACACUCAGUUUGCUGCUAAAUACGAGUUAUUGUAUGCCGGAUCAGGAGGAGAAUGCAGUUAACAAGUCGGAGCGACAUUUGGAGUUUUGCAGGCAGCUUUACGACAGCAUCGAAUGGAAUAAGUUCCUGGCAAUUCAUUGUUGGAGAUCUGGAACAGAAUAG
Drosophila innubila is the source of this 1998-nucleotide messenger RNA. RefSeq names its product serine/threonine-protein kinase ATM-like. Lineage: Eukaryota; Metazoa; Arthropoda; Insecta; Diptera; Drosophilidae. The transcript has 6 exons. The record is from RefSeq and is a predicted model, not a curated record. The coding region runs from base 1 to 1998 and encodes 665 amino acids.